Messenger RNA from Annulohypoxylon truncatum, 1640 nucleotides. RefSeq lists its product as uncharacterized. Gene Ontology annotation, molecular function: mRNA binding; metal ion binding. Gene Ontology annotation, cellular component: cytosol. NCBI's taxonomy places the organism in Eukaryota, Fungi, Ascomycota, Sordariomycetes, Xylariales, Hypoxylaceae. The record is from RefSeq and is a predicted model, not a curated record. Gene Ontology annotation, biological process: cytoplasmic translation. The transcript is spliced from 2 exons. The coding region runs from base 306 to 1394 and encodes 362 amino acids.
GUCUCAGAAUCCGCAUGCCUAUCCCAUCAAUGAUUGGUUCUUAGAUUUUCCCCGCUAGUAUUAUAGCCCACCAACCCACUAAUACAUACUGUCUCAUUUAGUGAAGUUCAAUUACGAUUGCCCUCUUUUACCAAUUUGUUCCUACUAUGUAGAAACGCCUCGCUAUAACCUAGCAGCGGCUCAACUCUCUUCUCCAAUUGACCGACUAACCCCUAGGCAAUUUCUAGUGAAGUCUCUAUUCCCACAUUUCGAAAACCCAUAGCCCAUUUCCGAGUUCUCAACCCUCUGGGUUACUGCCAGUCAGUAUGCCUCCAAAGAAGAAAGAUGAUGUCAAAGGCAAGAAACCUUCUGCCACAAAGGUUGCCGAAGACAAGACAUUUGGUAUGAAAAACAAGAAGGGUUCGGUUGCCCAAAAACAUAUCAAGCAGAUUCAGGCGACGGCCAAAGCUGGAGGUAGCGCGGAAGAGAAGAAGAAGCAAGCAGAGAAGGAAGCUCGCGCCCGAGAGAAGAAGGCUGCCGAGGACGCCAAGCGGGAGACCGAAGCACUUCUCAACAAACCAGCCCAGAUACAGAAAGUCCCUUUCGGUGUCGAUCCCAAAACCGUUGUCUGUAUAUUCUUCAAGAAGGGCAAUUGCGAAAAGGGGAAGAAGUGCAAGUUCGCACACGACCUCUCGGUUGAACGAAAGACCGAAAAGAAGAAUCUGUACACCGACGGUCGGGCUGACGAAGAGGAAAAGAAAAAGCAGGAGACGUCUGCAGACUGGGACGAGGAGAAGUUAAAAAAGGUGAUUCUUUCUAAGAAGGGCAACCAAGUCACCACUACCGACAAAGUUUGCAAAUACUUCAUCGAGGCAAUCGAAGACGGGAAAUACGGUUGGUUCUGGACAUGUCCCAAUGACGGCAACAAGUGCAAAUACAAGCACGCACUUCCACCGGGUUUCGUACUCAAGACCAAAGAGCAGCGCGCAGCUGAGAAAGCUCUCAUGGACAAGUCGCCGCUCAAGACUUUGACUCUUGAAGACUUCUUAGAAUCGGAGCGGCACAAGUUGACGGGAACGCUCACACCUGUCACCCCAGAGACAUUCGCCAAGUGGAAGAAGGACCGGUUAGACAAGAAGGCCGCCGAAGAACAAGCUCGACAAGCUAAGGAGUCGACCGGACGUGCUCUAUUCGAAAGUGGUAACUGGAGAUACGGAGAAGACUCCGAAGAAGAAGAAGAAGACGAGGAUGAGGAAGACGACGGCGCUUGGAAUCUAGAAAGGCUAAGGCAAGAGACACAGGCCAUCCGAGACAAGAAGGAAGCGGACCGUUUAGCUGCGGCCGCGGGUUACUCUGCCGAUUCACACCAACCUCCGGAUACCGGAGAUGGUACUCCCGUGACUGCGGGCGCUUGAAGUUCUUACCUCCAACACCAUGGGGUAAUAAAGCUAAAACCAAAAAAGUCUGGGUCAACCAGUAGAGUUUCCAUCAUAAAGAUGGAUACUCAAUACAAGCGACGCGUCAAGGAUAACGACAUAUCGACAGCUUGAUGAUGCCGUUACGUUUAGGCCAGAGCAAACUCGUAUAGGGUUGAGCUACUGUUAGUCUUCUGGACCAUGCGAGACAACACAAAUUCGCCAUGGAAUUGACGGGUUUAGUCU